Drosophila ananassae is the source of this 2143-nucleotide messenger RNA. RefSeq names its product loricrin. The record is from RefSeq and is a predicted model, not a curated record. Bases 1200 to 1997 code for a protein of 265 amino acids. Lineage: Eukaryota; Metazoa; Arthropoda; Insecta; Diptera; Drosophilidae. The transcript has a single exon.
AAAUCAUUUAUCAUUAUUGGCAGAGAUCGUUGGCCAUAUUUAGUCAUAUUUAUUGGCAAAACAAAUUGAUUAAUUGAUCUGGCAUUUGCAUGGGGCUCUCGUCUUAAUGAGAACUUGACGUCUCAUUGAGAACCGUGUUCCCCCAGACCCCAGCGAUGAUCGAUGAAUGGAUGCAAAGGUGCUGGAACAGAUGAAUGAACGUACUGUCCCACAUAAAAGCCAAAACAGGAGACAGGUUAUGGACAAAAAAAUGCAGGUCAUUUGGGAGAAGAGAACUAAGAGGCAUCUCAAUAAACAGUCUAUCUGUAAUUAUUUCUUACAGUGUCUUUUGGAGGUACCCCAGCGGAAUCGAAUGCGUAACGUCGGAAAGCGGUAGCCCAGAAAUCGAUGUCAGGGACAGUUGAAAGCGCACGAACCUCGCCGUGCCGCGCCUGCCUGUCUGUCUGCCGUCUGUCCUCUCACCUGUGCCCACACCACCUUACCUGUGAUCUGAACUCCGCACUCAUUAAUCAUGCCUUCGAUUGGCAUGCCAGGGGGCUGUGAGGGGCAGUGCGAGUGCCAAAAGGCAGAUGGCUGAACGAUCCGGGGGAAAAACUCCAUUCAAGUGCGCUCGAAGCGCCGAAAAAAAUGCUGGCUGUUUAAUAAUUUGUUUGUUCGCUGGUUAUUCGAUUGCAUAAUCCAAACAAAUCACGAGAAAGUAUAUCAAAUUUUAAUUGAAGUCGAUAAUGGGAUACUCUAAAAGGGGUUUAUUAAAAAAUCAAAUGUAUUUUUGUAGAGAUUUUUCGAAAGGAAGGAAACUAUUUUAAUAUUUUAAGGAGCUAUGAACUUUUAUUGUGACUAAAUCAAAAACUAAUUUUUAUGAAAGCGUAUCUAUUUUAUGAAACCCAUUUUCCAGUCGAUUUGAUGAACAAGUAUAGCCAUCAAUGGAAGCUGGGGGAGAGUCUUUCGACACUUUAUGUGUGCACAUCCCACUGCGGCUUUCGCUCGACUUAGAGGCUCUCGAGAGCCUGUGUUAACUUGGCCAACUUGCCCCGGGGGUGUCGUAGUGCAUCACUUGCACCACUUGCGUUGGCUUCCGCACAAGGCCGUCUCGAAUCAUCACCGCAACUGGAAACAUACAGCUAUAUAAAUGCCCCUUCGAUCCGUUUGUGGCAUCAGUUCGACUCUUUAUCUCAUCUCAGCUCCAUCUUAGCUCCAAAAUGAAAGUCUUUGUCUGUCUUCUGGCCGUGGCGGCGGUGGCCCAAGCAGGAUUCAUCGGAGGACUCGGAAGUGGCGGCGGCGGCGGUGGCGGUGGCUACAGUGGAGGUGGCGGCUACAGUGGUGGUGGCUCCUCCCACGGCGGCGAUGGAGGCUACAGCUAUGGCGGUGGCUCUGACCAUGGCUCCGAUCAUCAUGGCGGCGGCGGUGCUGCCCCGCCCGUUAAAAUCAUCAAAGUAAUCCACGAAUCUGCUCCUGCCGGUGGAGCUGGCGGCUGGCAGUCCGGUGGCGGCGGUGGUGGUGGCUGGUCUGCCGGAGGUGCUGGUGGAUACGGUGGCAGUGCUGGUGGCUACGGAGGCGGUGCUGGUGGCUAUGGAGGCAGUGCUGGUCAUGGAAGCGGUGGCGCCCAGGAAGUCAAAAUCAUCAAGAUCAUCUCGCAGCAGGCCUCUUCCGGCGGUCAUGGAGGCUAUGGCGGUGGCGGUGCCUCCAGCGGUGGCUGGUCAUCCGGUGGUGCCUCCAGCGGCGGUUGGUCUUCCGGUGGUGCCUCCAGCGGCGGUUGGUCCUCCGGCGGUGGUGAUGCCAACACGGCUGUGAAAAUCAUCAAAAUCAUCUCUGAGUCGGAUUCCGGAGCUGGAGAUUCCGGUGGUUGGUCUUCUGGAGGACCCUCCAGCGGUGGUUGGUCAGCCGGUGGCUCCUCCAGUGGUGGUUGGUCUGCCGGUGGCUCCUCCAGUGGCGGCUGGUCCUCGGGAGGAUCCUCCAGUGGCGGCUGGUCUCCCCAGGGAGGUGGUGGCAGCUGGUAAUUGUGAUAAACUCCAUUUCCCAUUUUCGUUUUUAAGCAAACCAGAGCCAUUGUUCCAUCGCAUUUCCAUUCCACUCCAUGUUAUCCCCCAUCCCACCAUAUUUGUUGAAUAAAAGUUUGCCGUUUGAUCAUUUUCCCCGAAAAAAA